This is a messenger RNA of Sesamum indicum (sesame), 820 nucleotides long. Lineage: Eukaryota; Viridiplantae; Streptophyta; Magnoliopsida; Lamiales; Pedaliaceae. The record is from RefSeq and is a predicted model, not a curated record.
CUGUCUUCCUUGUUGCAGCCAUAUUGAUCUCUUUGGCAAUUUAUGACCGCUUCAUCAUUCCCAUGUUAGAGUACUGGAUAGGAAAACCAGGUUUCACCAAUUUACAAAGAAUUGGGAUAGGGCUACUCCUGUCCGCAUUAGGCAUGGCUGCAGCAGCACUUGCUGAGAAGCAUCGUCUAGCCAAUGCAAAGGAAAUAGCCCAAAGCACGGCAAUGCAACCAAUAAGUGUGUUCCUAUUGAUCCCACAAUUCUUGUUGGUGGGCUGUGGAGAAGCAUUCAUAUACGCUGGCCAGUUGGAUUUCUUCAUCACACAGUCACCAAAAGGAAUGAAAACCAUGAGCACCGCACUAUUCCUCACCACACUUUCUCUCGGUUUUUUCCUGAGCAGCUUGCUUGUUUCAGUUGUUAAGAAAGUAACAGGUUGGGUAGGGGACAGAAUCGACAACGGCAGGCUUGAUUGCUUUUAUGGUCUCUUGGCUAUAUUGAGCUUCAUCAACUUUUGGCUUUUUCUUCUCUGUGUGAAAUGGUAUAGAUCAAAAACAACUAGAAAGGAUCCGCCAGUAGAAAGUGUAGACAAGGGUGAAGAUGAAUGCUAAUGCAAGACAAGGGCAUCAUUUCCUGUAUCUAGGGCCAAUCCUUGCAAGCUUUUUGGACUGAGUUAUCAUCUGAAUUGUAUUCCAUAAGAUGGAUGCUGAUUUCUCUAAGUUUCCAAUUGAGUGAAAUUAUACACUUGUUCAUGCAUAUCUGUAAAUAAAUAUCUGUUUGAUGCGACAUAGUUUCUAGUGCUCACAAGAGUGAAUGAAAACUAACAAGAUUCUGA